CGCCUGUGAGGAUUUCACGGAAGGACAGGAAUGUAAAUGUACUUGCAAAUAAAUGGAACAGUGUGUUUUUAUCACUUCCAACUGACUAAAUGAAACUCUGCGUAUCGCUCCCCAUACCCCAGGUAUACUUUCACUUGGAAGCAUUCCAAUGUGCUUUCUGAUGGUCUCAUUUGGGCCUGCAUUGGGUCUUCCCUUAAUCCCUUCCCCCAAACACUUUGCCGCCCUGUCAUCUCUCUCUUAUGCUCAGUCGGAGAUUGGAGGUGGACGCGAAAGGGAGCACCCAAGCUGGUCGUCGCUCCUCCUCUCUCCAUGUCCAGUACACAAGCAACGCUGCUCAGUAACGCCGUUUGCUCGCCAACACUGCCUCCUCGACUUAGCCUGCUAUCCUCCCCGUGAAAUCCACCCUCCUCUACGACCGCCUGCUCUCCUCCCGUUGAAACCCACAAUCCUCGACUCCAUGUGUCCUCAUCCGGAAAACCCAUAAUCCUCUCCUCCCGGCAAAACCCACCUGCUUAGACUUCAUUUCCUUUCCUCCUGGCAAAACCCACAAUUCUCUCCUGGCAAAACCCUGAAUUCAUGAUUCUAACUGUCGCCUCUCUUACGCCAAGUCAGAGAUUUGUGGUGGAAUGCAAAAGGGAGCACCCAAAUUUGACCGCCUUCUGCCCCAAAAUCAAUUCGGAACUCAAGAUCUGUAGGCGGCAAGUGCAAUGGGUACAGGGGUUAGGCGGUAUGUGUGAAGCCCACUAAGAUUCAAUUUAAUAGCAUUAUCAGAAUCUGAAGCUUUCUGCUUAUUUGCUAAUUUUGGUAAGUUCCUUCUUUUGGUCUAUAAUGUAGGCGUGUUUGAAGUUCGACCAUGGCAAUGUGAAACUAAUCCGACGGAAGAAUUCCCAGAAUACAGUAAAAAUUAUACA
Molecule: messenger RNA, 911 nt
Organism: Linum trigynum
Lineage: Eukaryota; Viridiplantae; Streptophyta; Magnoliopsida; Malpighiales; Linaceae
Source: the annotation of a GenBank genome assembly